Molecule: messenger RNA, 243 nt
Organism: Scheffersomyces amazonensis
Lineage: Eukaryota; Fungi; Ascomycota; Pichiomycetes; Serinales; Debaryomycetaceae
Exons: 2
Coding region: 1-243 (80 amino acids)
Source: RefSeq, a predicted model, not a curated record
AUGUCUAAGUUUGUUUUACCUACUGCAUUGAAGGAAUUAAGAUUCCAUUUAUCCCAAACAGGAGAUGCAUCUGUUCCAUUAAGACAAUUUUUAACUAAGAAUUAUCAAAGUUUAAAAGAAAGUUAUGGAAUUCCACCAAGUGUCACAGCAAGAUUUGAAAAGGGUAAAGAAAUCAAGAAUAACUUAGAAGGUUUGGAUGAAAAGGGAAUCAUAAAGGCAUUACAAGAUUUAUUGAAGAACUAA